This is a messenger RNA of Emys orbicularis (European pond turtle), 4064 nucleotides long. RefSeq names its product DENN domain containing 5A (gene DENND5A). NCBI's taxonomy places the organism in Eukaryota, Metazoa, Chordata, Testudines, Emydidae. The coding region runs from base 1 to 3867 and encodes 1288 amino acids. The record is from RefSeq and is a predicted model, not a curated record. The transcript has 24 exons. Gene Ontology annotation, molecular function: small GTPase binding; guanyl-nucleotide exchange factor activity. Gene Ontology annotation, biological process: retrograde transport, endosome to Golgi. Gene Ontology annotation, cellular component: trans-Golgi network.
AUGUCAGGCACUGGCGGAGGCGGCUCCUCGGCACCCGGCCGCUUCGCCGACUACUUCGUGAUCUGUGGGCUGGACACCGAGACCGGGCUGGAGCCGGACGAGCUCUCGGCACUAUGCCAGUAUAUACAGGCCUCUAAAACCCGAGAUGGUGCCGGCUGUUUCAUUGCAAGUGCAGUAGAAGGUGAAAAUUUUGAACAGACUCCAUUAAGACGCACAUUUAAGUCCAAAGUUCUUGCUCGUUAUCCUGAGAAUGUAGAAUGGAAUCCUUUUGACCAGGAUGCAGUGGGAAUGCUGUGUAUGCCUAAAGGGCUUGCUUUCAAGACCCAAGCCGAUUCCAGAGACCCUCAGUUCCAUUCAUUUAUAAUCACCCGUGAAGAUGGCUCGCGGACAUUUGGGUUUGCUCUCACAUUUUAUGAGGAAGUUACUAGCAAGCAAAUCUGUAGUGCAAUGCAGACAUUGUAUCAUAUGCACAAUGCUGAAUAUGACAUUCUGCAAAUUCCACCCACAAAUGACAAAGAUAGCUGUAGCAGCAUAGAAGACUGUAAUGGAACUUCUGUAUCAAAGCUACAGCGUUUUAACUCGUAUGAUAUUAGCAGAGACACACUGUAUGUCUCUAAGUGCAUUUGUCUGAUUACCCCAAUGUCUUUCAUGAAGGCUUGUAAGAAAGUACUAGAGCAACUUCACCAAGCUGUAACUUCUCCUCAACCACCACCAUUACCUUUGGAAAGUUACAUCUACAAUAUUCUCUAUGAGGUUCCUCUUCCUCCAGCAGGGAGAUCCUUAAAAUUUUCAGGUGUUUAUGGACCAAUUAUCUGCCAGAGACCAAGCACCAGUGAACUGCCAUUAUUUGACUUUCCAGUUAAAGAAGUUUUUGAAUUACUUGGAGUGGAAAAUGUGGUUCAGCUCUUUACUUGUGCUCUUCUGGAAUUUCAGAUACUGCUUUAUUCACAGCAUUACCAGAGAUUGAUGACGGUGGCAGAGACCAUCACAGCACUAAUGUUUCCAUUCCAAUGGCAGCACGUAUAUGUUCCCAUCCUGCCAGCCUCUCUCCUUCAUUUCCUAGAUGCCCCUGUCCCUUAUUUGAUGGGCUUGCACUCCAAUGGACUGGAUGACAGGUCUAAGCUGGAACUGCCUCAAGAGGCUAACCUGUGCUUUGUGGAUGUAGACAACCAUUUCAUUGAGCUUCCAGAGGAUUUGCCCCAAUUCCCGAAUAAACUCGAAUUCAUUCAGGAAAUCUCUGAGAUCCUAAUGGCGUUUGGAAUUCCACCUGAGGGAAACCUGCACUGUAGUGAAAGCGCCUCAAAGAUGAAAAACCUCCGAGCAUGUGACAUAGUUUCUGAUAAAAGAAAUGGGAACAUAGCAGGAUCACCUUUAAAUUCAUAUGAACUGCUAAAGGAAAAUGAGACCAUAGCAAGGCUUCAAGCACUUGUUAAAAGAACAGGUGUGAGCCUUGAAAAGCUGGAAGUGCGAGAGGAGACCAGUAGCAACAAGGAUCUCAAGGUUCAAUGCGACGAAGAAGAGUUCCGGGUUUAUCAGCUGAACAUUCAAAUCAGAGAAGUUUUUGCCAACCGUUUUACGCAGAUGUUCGCAGACUAUGAAGUAUUUGUCAUUCAGCCAAGUCAGGACAAGGAGUCUUGGUUUACCAACAGGGAGCAGAUGCAGAACUUUGAUAAAGCAUCUUUCUUGUCAGACCAGCCUGAACCUUACUUGCCUUUUCUCUCAAGAUUUCUGGAGACACAGAUGUUUGCGUCUUUUAUCGACAAUAAGAUUAUGUGCCAUGACGAAGAUGACAAAGACCCAAUUUUGAGAGUGUUCGAUUCUAGAGUAGAUAAAAUUAGACUGUUAAAUGUUAGGACACCAACUCUGCGCACAUCUAUGUAUCAAAAGUGCACUACCAUUGAUGAGGCAGAGAAAGCUAUUGAAUUAAGGCUUGUAAAAAUAGAUCACACUGCGGUCCACCCACACUUAUUAGAUAUGAAGAUUGGCCAAGGGAAGUAUGAACUUGGGUUUUUCCCCAAGCUUCAGUCUGACGUACUCUCCAUAGGACCAGCAAGCAACAAAUGGACAAAGAGAAACGCACCUGCACAGUGGAGGCGGAAAGACAGACAAAAACAACACACAGAGCACCUGCGUCUUGACAAUGAUCAGAGAGAGAAGUAUAUCCAAGAAGCCAGGAAUCUGGGCAGCACCAUUCGUCAGCCUAAGCUGUCUAACCUCUCUCCAUCGGUAAUUGCGCAAACAAACUGGAAAUUUGUUGAAGGCUUACUGAAGGAAUGCCGAAAUAAGACCAAGAGGAUGCUGGUUGAAAAAAUGGGCCGAGAAGCUGUGGAACUAGGUCAUGGUGAGGUGAACAUCACAGGUGUAGAAGAGAAUACGUUAAUAGCCAGUCUUUGUGACCUCUUAGAAAGGAUAUGGAGUCAUGGUCUACAGGUCAAACAGGGAAAAUCUGCUUUGUGGUCUCACUUAUUACAUUACCAAGAAAAUAGGCAGAGAAAGCCCACGUCAGGUAGCUUCAGUACCUCAGGAGUACUUCUUGAUUCAGAAAGGAGGAAGUCAGAUGCCAGCCCAGCCAUGUCGCCCCUGAGAAUCUCUCUCAUACAGGAUAUGAGGCAUAUCCAGAAUAUUGGUGAGAUCAAAACAGAUGUUGGCAAGGCAAGGGCCUGGGUUCGACUGUCCAUGGAAAAGAAGUUACUCUCCAGGCAUCUAAAGCAGCUUCUUUCAGAUCUUGAACUUACAAAAAAACUCUACAAGCGUUAUGCCUUUCUCCGCUGUGAUGAUGAGAAAGAACAGUUCCUCUAUCACCUCCUGUCAUUUAAUGCCGUCGAUUAUUUUUGCUUUACCAAUGUUUUCACAACAAUCUUGAUCCCAUACCAUAUAUUGAUUGUUCCUAGCAAGAAACUUGGUGGCUCAAUGUUCACUGCCAACCCUUGGAUCUGUAUCUCAGGAGAGUUGAGUGAAACAGGAGUCCUACAGAUUCCCAGGAAUAUAUUGGAGAUGACAUUUGAGUGCCAGAACCUGGGAAAACUUACCACAGUACAAAUAGGACAUGAUAAUUCAGGGCUGUACGCCAAGUGGCUAGUGGAAUAUGUUAUGGUCAGAAACGAAAUAACAGGGCAUACUUACAAGUUUCCAUGUGGGAGGUGGCUUGGAAAGGGGAUGGAUGACGGCAGUUUAGAGAGGAUCCUGGUGGGAGAGUUACUAACUUCACAUACCGAGGCAGAUGAAAGGCAGUGCAGAACCCCACCACUGCAGCAGUCACCAAGUAUGAUCAGAAGAUUUGUCACGAUAUCGCCAAAUAAUAAACCAAAGUUAAACACAGGUCAGAUACAGGAAGCUAUUGGUGAAGCAGUGAAUGGCAUUGUCAAGCAUUUCCACAAACCGGAAAAGGAGAGAGGCAGUCUCACUCUGUUGCUGUGUGGAGAAAGUGGACUCGUUUCAGCUCUUGAGCAGGUGUUUCAGCAUGGAUUUAAAUCACCCAGGCUCUUCAAAAAUGUCUUUAUUUGGGACUUUCUAGAAAAAGCACAAACACAUUAUGAGACCCUUGAUCAGAAUGAAAUAGUCCCAGAGGAGAACUGGCAGACUAGAGCCAGGAGUUUUUGUCGCUUUGUCACUGCUAUCAACAACACUCCUAGAAACAUUGGGAAGGAUGGCAAGUUUCAGAUGCUGGUGUGCCUUGGAGCCAGAGACCACCUCUUACACCAUUGGAUCGCCUUGCUUGCAGACUGUCCAAUCACAGCACAGAUGUACGAGGAUAUAGCAUUGAUUAAGGAUCAUACCCUUGUUAAUUCCUUGAUUCGAGUGUUGCAGACCUUGCAGGAGUUCAACAUUACACUGGAGGCUUCCCUCGUCAAAGGAAUAGACAUCUGAUCUGUCUCACCGCAGACAUUUAAAAAAAAGCAACAAGGAACAAAUGUUAUUAGUAUGCAAAGGUUCUUUCUGCUAAUACGUCAUAUUGCGAACUUGUUCAUGGCCACAAAACACAACUUUGACUUUUCUUGAAGGAAACUCAAAAAAUAGUGCAGAAAAAUGGACAGAAGCUGUAAACUCAAUGUUAAAAGGGGGAA